Messenger RNA from Episyrphus balteatus (marmalade hoverfly), 869 nucleotides. RefSeq names its product zinc finger CCHC domain-containing protein 10. The transcript has 2 exons. The record is from RefSeq and is a predicted model, not a curated record. The coding region runs from base 259 to 762 and encodes 167 amino acids. NCBI's taxonomy places the organism in Eukaryota, Metazoa, Arthropoda, Insecta, Diptera, Syrphidae. Gene Ontology annotation, molecular function: zinc ion binding; nucleic acid binding.
GUGACAGAUAGAAAAAAAAAUAAAAUAAUUUAUCGACGCGAAGUUUACAUUUUUCUGAAAAAAUAAUAGCAAUUUUAUUAAAAAAUUAUCCAAAUAAUACAAAAAUAAACCAAACAAAAGUGCCUGUCUGAUAAUAAUAAGUGGUUUCCAAUUGGCUUUUAUUUUGCACCCAGCUCAAUUUCCAUUUUUGUUGUUUUCAAAAUAUCCACAAAGAAAACCUCAAAAAUUGUGUCCGAAAAGUUUUUGCGAUUUUGUAAAAUGACUCUCGUUGGCUUAGCAGCCAGAAAAUUAUCUCUAAAGAAAAGAAAUGCAAAACUAGCUGCAGCUUUUCCGAACGGAGUUCGAUGUCAGAAAUGCCUCGAAUUCGGCCAUUGGAGCUAUGAAUGCAAAGAAACCAAAAGAAAAUAUGUACAUCGAACUUCACGAACAAAACAAUUAAAUAAGAAUCUAGCCAAUAAAGAGCAAAAGAAAACUGGCAGCCAAGUAAAAGAACCAAAAGCAAAACGAUCCAAAGGCGGCAAUUCAAGUUCUGAUUCUAGUUCAGAUUCAGACUCGGAUUCUAGUGCAGAAUCUGGUGCUAGCGGAUCGUCGGACAGUGACGACGAUAGUUCGUCGUCAGACUCAUCCGACUCGUCAAGCUCUUCGUCUUCUUCGGGAUCGUCUUCUGAUGGAUCAUCUUCCUCUUCCGAUGGCACCGUUGAAGUGAAGAAAGAAAAACGAAAAAAGGAUGGCAGUAGCAGCGGUUCCUCGUCAGAAGAUUGAAUUAAUUAAAUAAGUUAUAAAAACAGUUUUUCUCUUGCGAGUUUAGGUACAAUUUACUAAGCAUUUUUUUAGAAAAUAAAUAAACAUGAGUUAGAUUUUAAUUUGAA